Molecule: messenger RNA, 8775 nt
Organism: Phascolarctos cinereus (koala)
Lineage: Eukaryota; Metazoa; Chordata; Mammalia; Diprotodontia; Phascolarctidae
Gene: HCFC1
Product: host cell factor C1
Biological process (GO): chromatin remodeling; regulation of DNA-templated transcription
Cellular component (GO): histone methyltransferase complex
Molecular function (GO): protein binding; transcription coactivator activity
Source: RefSeq, a predicted model, not a curated record
CGGCGGAGGAGGGCUCAGCCCGAGGAAGGGAGGCGAGAGCGCGGCUGCACAAGAUGGCGGCUCCCAGGGCUGGCUUGUGAGGCGGAGUCGCCGGCCGGGCCAUUGGGGCCUCAGAGCCGAGGCGGACGCGCUCUCAGGGGGCCGAGGCUGUUGCUGCCGCCGUCGCUGCUGCUGUUGCUGCCGCCCCUAUUUACCGAGGGCGUCGCGAGUGCUGAGAGAACGGGGAGUCGGGCUUGAGUACGGGGGGGGUGAGUAACAUGGCAGCCUCCAUAGAGGCGGCCGUUGCUGUGUGAGCGGUUUCGCUGGCGCCCCGAGCUCCGCGGCGCCCACCGGACUGAGACUGCUAACUUUUCCACCGCCUCGGCCCGACUCGAGCACCCCUACCCUUCCCCUCCGGUGUGCCUGCCCCUGCCCCGGGCCAUGGCUUCGGGCCUGCAGCCCGCGGCGGUCUCCGCCUCAGCCGCCUCCGCCGCCUCCUCCUCUGCAGCCGCCGCCGCUACCGCAGCCGCCGGCAGUUCAGUGGCUCAGCUCCUGCAGCCGCGCUGGAAACGUGUGGUAGGCUGGUCGGGACCGGUACCGCGACCCCGCCACGGCCACCGCGCCGUGGCCAUCAAGGAGCUCAUCGUGGUGUUUGGUGGUGGCAACGAGGGGAUCGUGGACGAGUUGCACGUGUAUAACACUGCAACCAACCAAUGGUUCAUCCCCGCGGUUCGAGGGGACAUCCCUCCUGGCUGCGCAGCCUAUGGCUUUGUUUGUGAUGGGACUCGCCUGCUGGUGUUUGGUGGGAUGGUGGAGUAUGGGAAGUACAGCAAUGACCUCUACGAGCUGCAGGCAAGCAGGUGGGAGUGGAAAAGGCUUAAAGCAAAAGCCCCCAAAAAUGGGCCUCCUCCGUGCCCUCGCCUUGGGCACAGCUUUUCUCUCGUGGGCAACAAAUGCUACCUGUUUGGGGGUUUGGCUAACGACAGUGAGGAUCCCAAGAACAACAUUCCGAGGUACUUGAAUGAUCUGUACAUCCUGGAGUUACGACCAGGCUCUGGCGUAGUAGCCUGGGACAUCCCAAUCACUUAUGGGGUCCUGCCACCCCCCAGGGAGUCCCAUACGGCUGUAGUCUAUACAGAAAAGGACAACAAGAAAUCCAAGCUGGUUAUCUAUGGGGGAAUGAGUGGCUGCAGGCUUGGGGACCUCUGGACCUUAGAUAUCGAGACCCUGACCUGGAAUAAACCUACUCUCAGUGGGGUGGCUCCUCUUCCUCGAAGUCUUCACUCUGCCACCACCAUAGGAAACAAAAUGUAUGUGUUUGGUGGCUGGGUUCCUCUUGUUAUGGAUGACGUCAAAGUGGCCACACAUGAGAAGGAGUGGAAGUGCACCAACACACUGGCCUGUCUCAACUUAGACACCAUGGCAUGGGAGGCUAUUCUGAUGGACACACUGGAGGACAACAUCCCCCGGGCUCGGGCUGGGCAUUGUGCUGUGGCCAUUAACACCCGACUCUAUAUCUGGAGUGGGCGAGAUGGUUACCGAAAGGCGUGGAAUAACCAAGUCUGCUGUAAGGACCUCUGGUACCUAGAGACAGAAAAGCCUCCUGCCCCAUCCCGGGUGCAGCUGGUCCGAGCCAAUACCAACUCCCUGGAGGUGAGCUGGGGAGCAGUGCCAACAGCUGACAGCUAUCUCCUGCAGCUCCAGAAGUAUGACAUUCCUGCUGCUGCUGCUGCUGCCACCUCACCUGCAGCCAACCCAGUUCCAUCUGUGCCUAUCAAUCCCCCCAAGAGCCCUGCCCCAGCUGCAGCAGCCCCUGCCGUGCAGCCACUGGCCCAGGUUGGCAUUACACUGCUCCCACAGGCAGCUGCAACCCCCCCAACCACCACCACCACCAUCCAGGUCUUGCCGACAGUGCCUGGCAGCCCCAUCCCUGUGCCCACCACAGGUCGGACUCAAGGUGUCCCUGCUGUUCUCAAAGUGACCGGCCCUCAAGCUACAUCAGGAACUCCCCUGGUCACUGUUCGACCAGCCAGCCAACCUGGAAAAGCUCCAGUUACUGUGACUUCGCUGCCUGCUGGUGUCCGAAUGGUUGUGCCGACACAAAGUGCCCAGGGGACAGUGAUUGGCAGCAACCCUCAGAUGAGUGGAAUGGCAGCCCUGGCUGCAGCAGCUGCAGCCACCCAGAAGAUCCCUCCUUCCUCAGCUCCCACAGUACUGAGUGUCCCUGCAGGGACCACCAUUGUUAAAACAGUAGCAGUGUCUCCUGGCACCACCACACUUCCAGCCACAGUGAAAGUGGCCUCCUCGCCAGUCAUGGUGAGCAACCCAGCCACCCGGAUGCUAAAGACAGCAGCAGCCCAAGUGGGCACAUCAGUGUCCUCAGCUGCUAACACUCCCACCCGCCCUAUCAUCACAGUCCACAAGUCAGGCACUGUGACUGUGGCCCAGCAAGCCCAGGUGGUGACCACCGUGGUUGGUGGGGUCACCAAAACCAUCACUCUGGUGAAGAGCCCCAUCUCUGUCCCAGGGGGCAGUGCACUGAUUUCUAAUCUGGGCAAAGUGAUGUCAGUUGUUCAGACCAAACCGGUUCAGACCUCAGCAGUCACAGGCCAGGCUUCUACUGGCCCUGUGACUCAGAUCAUCCAGACCAAAGGACCCCUGCCAGCGGGUACCAUUCUGAAGCUGGUAACGUCAGCAGAUGGCAAACCUACCACCAUCAUCACCACCACCCAGGCCAGCGGGACUGGAACCAAACCCACCAUCUUGGGCAUCAGCAGUGUCUCCCCUAAUACCACCAAACCGGGCACCACCACCAUCAUCAAAACCAUCCCCAUGUCGGCUAUCAUCACCCAGUCCGGAGCGACGGGUGUAACUAGCAGCCCUGGCAUCAAAUCUCCCAUCACCAUCAUUACCACAAAGGUCAUGACAUCAGGCACAGGCACACCUGCCAAAAUCAUUACUGCUGUCCCCAAAAUCGCUACUGGACAUGGGCAGCAGGGCGUAACCCAGGUGGUGCUGAAGGGAGCCCCUGGACAGCCAGGCACCAUCCUUCGGACAGUUCCCAUGGGUGGGGUGCGGCUCGUCACCCCAGUCACAGUAUCAGCUGUCAAGCCGACUGUCACCACUCUGGUGGUGAAGGGCACCACAGGAGUCACAACCCUUGGCACUGUGACCGGAACAGUGUCCACCAGCCUCGCUGGAGCAGGCGGGCAUAACACCAAUGCCUCCCUAGCCACUCCAAUCACCACCCUGGGGACCAUUGCCACCCUUUCAAGCCAGGUGAUCAAUCCUACAGCCAUUACUGUGUCAGCUGCCCAGACCACUCUGACAGCGGCAGGAGGGCUCACCACCCCCACCAUUACCAUGCAGCCUGUCUCUCAGCCCACUCAAGUGACGUUGAUUACCACACCCAGUGGAGUAGAGGCCCAGCCAGUACAUGACCUCCCUGUCUCCAUCUUGGCCUCACCUACAACAGAGCAGCCCACAGCCACAGUUACAAUCGCUGAAUCAGGCCAGGGCGAUGUGCAGCCCGGCACUGUGACACUAGUGUGCUCCAACCCCCCCUGCGAGACCCAUGAGACGGGCACUACUAAUACAGCCACUACAACCGUAGUAGCAAAUCUCGGGGGUCUCCAGCAGCCAACCCAGGUCCAAUUUGUUUGUGACAGGCAGGAGGCAGGUGCCUCAUUGGUUUCUUCAGCAAUGGGACCGCAGAACGGCAGCGUGGUGCGGGUCUGUUCAAACCCCCCCUGUGAGAUCCAUGAGACAGGCACCACCAACACUCCCACUGUGGUCAGUGCCAACCUAACAGUCCCCACACUGCUAGGGGCAGGGCAGAUUGUGUGCUCCAACCCCCCUUGUGAGACCCAUGAGACAGGGACCACCAACACGGCCACUUCUAGUAUGGCUGGGCAGCACAUGUACUCCAACCCCCCAGGCCAGCCCCAGGAAACAGGUCCCGCCAACAUAGCUGCAUCGAACAUGGCUGGGCAGCAAGUAUGCUCAAACCCCCCCUGUGAGACCCAUGAGACGGGUACCACCAACACAGCCACUACCGCCACAUCCAACAUGACUGGGCAGCGUGUGUGUUCAAAUCCCCCGUGUGAGACCCAUGAGACAGGAACCACCAGCACUGCCACCACUGCCAUGUCCAACAUGGGCUCAGGGCAGCCAGCAACUGCCAGCCAGCAGCGUGAGACACAUCACACUCACACAACCAACACCCCCAUCACAGCCCGAUCCAAUAUGGGCACUGGGGAGCCUGAGGGAGCGCAGGUUCCCACCCAGGCCCCGUGCCAAACCCAUCAGACCAGCGCAACCAGCACCACCAUGACUGUGAAAGCUACAGAGGCACCAUGUCCAGCUGCUCCCCAGGUUUGCCCCAGUCUAGCCUGUGAGCCUGGUACCACCACCACAGGUUCUAUGGGGCCACCAACUCAGAGCAGCUCAGCUAGUGGGGGUGGUACCAGCACAGGCUUAGGGCAACUAGCCUUCAUCAGCCGGCAGUCUGAGGUACAGCAUACCCAUACAACAAACACCCCGACUACAGCCCGGUCCACCAUGGGCGCUGGGGAGGCCAAUGGGGUACAGGGGCCCACAAAGCCCCCAUGCCAAACACAUCAGACCAGUUCCACCAGCACCACUAUGACUGUGAAAGCCACAGAGGUGCUUUGCCUGGCCGCUGCUGCCUCCUCCACCUGUUCCAACCCACCUUGUGAAACGCAUGAGACUGGUACCACCAACACAGCCACUACCUCGAAUGCAGGCACUCUCCAGCAGGUGUGCUCCAACCCACCCUGUGAGACCCACGAGACUGGCACCACACAUACGGCCACCACUGCCACCUCCAAUGUAGGCUCCAAUCAGCCUGGGCAGCAGAUACCUGCUAGCCCUCGUUGUGAGACUCACCAGACCACCUCCACUGGCACCACCAUGACAGUCAACUUUGGUGUCCCACCCUCUGGGGCCAGCCCCUCCCAGAAGACCCUGGAGGCAGCCUUAGAUUCUGCAGCAGCACCAGCCCCCUCCCCAGGGCAGAGGGUGUGUACCAACCCCCCCUGUGAAACCCAUGAGACAGGCACCACACAUACGGCCACCACUGUCACCUCAAACAUGAGCUCAAACCAAGACCCACCGCCAGCUGCAGGCAAUCAAGGGGAGCCGGAGAACCCCCAAGGAGAAAGCAUGGCCACCACCAGCUCCGGCACCAUCACCACAACAGUGUCUUCCACCCAGACCCGAGCUGUGACCACUGUGACACAAUCCACACCAGUUCCUGGUCCCUCAGUGCCGAACAUUUCAGCGAUGACGGAGAUGCCUCCUGAUGCCAUGGCUACAGAAGCGUCUGUCUCAGCCACAAUAGCGGUGGCUGUGACUGGCACAGACGCACAGGAGGUGGCCCUCUCGGCCACAGACAUUCUCCAGCCCUUAGAGGAGAUCCCAUCUGAGACAGAAGCUCCGCAGCACCUCUUACAGCCCCGCUCUGCUCCUGGAGGGGAACAGGCUGAGGGCCCAUCAGCUACUCACAGCCCUGACCUACAGGCAGCGGUGGACAUGAGUGGGGCUGGGGCACAUUCCCCAGGCCAGGAGGCUGCCAGCUCAGCAGUAGUGACUGCUGUCAUGGUACAGCCACAGCCGCAGCCCGAGGUGGACCAAUUGUCCCUGCCCCAAGAGCUGAUGGCUGAGGCUCAGGCUGGCACCACGACCCUUAUGGUUACAGGCCUUACCCCAGAGGAACUGGCAGUGACAGCAGCAGCUGAGGCUGCAGCCCAGGCAGCAGCUACUGAGGAAGCCCAGGCCCUGGCAAUCCAAGCUGUGCUCCAGGCAGCCCAGCAGGCCGUGAUGGGUGCUGGUGAGCCAAUGGACACGUCAGAUGCAGCCGCAGUGGCACAGGCAGAGCUGGGGCACUUGACAGCAGAGGGCCAGGAGGGGCAGCCUACAUCCAUCCCCAUUGUGCUGACCCAGCAGGAACUUGCUGCUUUGGUGCAGCAGCAGCAACAAUUGCAGGAGGCUCAGGCCCAAGCCCAGGCUCAGGUGCACCAUCACCACCACCACCUGCCCACUGAGGCUCUGGCCCCUGCUGACAGCCUCAAUGACCCAGCCACGGAAAGCAAUGGCCUCAGUGACCUAGCCAGUGCUGUCACCAGCACUGUGGCCCUUCUGCCUUCCACAGCAACAGAGAGUUUGGCUCCGUCCAACACAUUUGUGGCUCCUCAGCCAGUGGUGGCUAGUCCAGCGAAACUCCAGGCAGCUGCUGCCCUGGCUGAGGUAGCUAAUGGCAUCGAGUCACCAGUGGGGAAACCAGAUCCCCUGCCCCCACCCAUGAAAGCCACAGCGAAGAAGGAAAACCAAUGGUUCGAUGUCGGGGUCAUCAAGGGCACCAACAUGAUGGUGAUGCAUUAUUUCCUGCCUCCAGAUGAUGCCCCGAGUGAUGAUGACUCAGGCACUAUCCCUGACUACAACCAGCUAAAGAAGCAAGAACUCCAGCCAGGCACAGCCUACAAGUUCCGUGUCGCAGGUAUCAAUGCCUGUGGCCGGGGGCCGUUCAGCGAGAUCUCAGCCUUUAAGACUUGUCUUCCUGGCUUUCCUGGGGCUCCCUGUGCCAUUAAAAUCAGUAAAAGUCCAGAUGGUGCACACCUCACCUGGGAGCCACCUUCAGUGACCUCAGGCAAGAUCAUUGAGUACUCAGUAUACCUAGCCAUCCAGAGCUCCCAGGCAGGUGAACCGAAAAGCUCAGCCCCAGCUCAGCUGGCCUUCAUGCGGGUCUACUGUGGGCCCAACCCGUCCUGCCUGGUGCAGUCGUCCAGUCUCUCCAAUGCCCACAUUGACUAUACCACCAAGCCAGCCAUCAUCUUCCGCAUUGCUGCCCGCAAUGAAAAGGGCUAUGGCCCUGCCACACAAGUCAGGUGGUUGCAAGAAUCUAGCAAAGACAGCUCCAGCUCAAAGCCUGCCAGCAAGCGGCCCUUGUCCUCGCCAGAAAUGAAAUCUGCUCCAAAGAAAUCCAAGGCAGAUGGCCAGUGAACGGCCCCUUCUCCCAGAUGCCCGCCCCUCUCCCCGGCCCCCUGUUCUGCUUCAGAGAUGCUGCCUGCUGCGCCUUGUGCAACUUCUCCCUCCCCUGCCCCUCUACCCCGGCACCUUUGGAGCCUCCCUCUGCCCAGUUUUCUUGCUCUCCGUUUUUUUGUUUUUUUUAAGGGGUGGGGAGGACAAGUUAUUAUGAAGAAAGCACAUUUUAAUGUUGGGUUGGGAAGGGAGGAAGAGGAGUAAAGGCCUUCACACACCCUGGCCCCCUAUGCUGAAUUGUGCAUGCAGUCCCAAGCCUCAGAGACAGUAGGGGGGCCCCUUGGGAAGGGGAAGAGGACAAGGGGCCCAUUGGCAGCCUCCCUCUGCCCAUGGAUGCUUUCCACAGCAGCAGUCCCAUGUAGGUUUUAUGCUUGCUCCAUAUUCAUAACCUUUGAAAGAAAAACUAAAAUUCCUUUUUAAAACAAACAUUUCUUCAUUCUUGGUUUCCCUGGGGUUGUAGAGGAGACAGGUAUGGGUAAGGAGGAGGAGGAGGAGGAGGAGAUGAGCCACAAGAAAAACAGAGGGCACCUAGCCUUCCUCCUUCCCCUCCUCCUCCUCCCCAUCCCUCCCUCCCAACCUCACGGGCAUCUUUUGUCUUUUUAUUCUUUUAGUUUGCAGCCACCCAAGUUCCUUAAACUCGCCUCAACCCUGUUCCCUCCAAGCCUGUGAUUCCCCAGGACCCUGGCAUCACAAUCUGCUCCCCUCCUACCCCUGCACAGAGCAGAGGGCAGUGUGGGGGGUAUGGCUUGGUCUAGAAGCUGCUUUGUAAUGCCACACUAGGGUGAGGGAGCCCCAGACAAGUUAGGGUCAGGGGAAGGGAGGAACUGUCAUCAUUUUUUUUUUAAGUAAAAAAAUUGAAGAAAUGAAGCUCAUUUUUAUUACUAUCUUAUAGUAUGUGGGGCUUUUUUCCCUUGGGGGGGGAUGUCUUUUAGCAAUGUACAAAAUAGAUUACUUUUUUUUUUUCUGGUUUAGUGUCAGUCUUGGCAGGGAUAUCCUGGGGGCACUAAACUGGCCAGGCUGAGGAGAGAAUGGCACCCCUAGUUAGUGCCCGCAGAGACUUUAGAUAACUUUGGUUUCUCUUGACUGCAAACACAUUGCAUGUUGCUGGUCCCUUAACCUUCUGCUGGUCCAUUCCCCUGAAGGAAGAGGGUAUGUCAGGUUAAUUGGAAGGAAGGAGGCAGUAGCAACAAGGCACACAGCAAACCCAGGCCCCCCGAUUCACCAGGCAACUUGGAGGAAAUAAGUGAACCCUAAAUUAGGCUGGUUUUCAGCAAAGGUGUUAGAAUAUGCUGCCUCCUCUGUCACCCCCAAUCCCUUUAUGUUUGAGCUUCCUCUAGACCCUGCCCUAACCAUCUAGGGCCACUUCAAACAGGAAGUGUUUCUGGUGCAAAUGGGGUCAGAGUAGACAGCUGCCCCUUUCUUUCCCCUCCCCCAAACUUUUGUAUUUUGGGGAGAGAGGGGAAUUGAAAGGGAAGAGUGGAAACUUGGAUUGGAAGAGGUUGGAGUUUGGUAAUUGGAGGGGGUUGGGGUGCUCUUUCUCAAAGCCAGCAUCUCCGGCCUACAGAUUCCGUGAAUUUGUAGGCCUUGCUCUUCCAGCUUCACCCACCUGCUCUCCUGAGGAGUAGAGCCAGUGAGUCGGGAGCCAAACUCAAUGUAAUAAGGCAGGAUGACUGUGGGGAGCCAAGCUCCCUAGUGCCCAAAAUCUGCGUUGGCAAAGUGAGCACUUUGAAAAAUGCC